AUGUACAAAUACCUACCUCUCGCGUUGGCCGCCUUCGCCAGCGCCUUGCCAGCGCCUCAGUCCGGCAGCACUGUCGGUGCUCAACCAGACAAAAGCUCCGAGUUCUCUCUAGCUAUGACCGUUGACGGCAGCUUCGUCUCAUUGACUGCUGUCAGCAACGGAACCAGUGGAAGCAAGGUCCUGCAAGCUGGCAGGCUCAGUGUCUACCCAGGCUCCCCAGGUGAAGCCCCAUCAACGCUUCCCCCAAAUGCACCAUGAUGCUGACAAUCUCCCAGCCUAUCUCAACACCACCGGCGAGCACAACGGCUACUCCGCCAUCAACUUCGAUCUCGAAGACGGAAUCUACGGCGCUUCUCUCCCCGAUGCAGGAGACAACUACGGGCACGCUGCUUCGGCAACCGCAAUUCUCGGAUACCAGGAAUUCGAAUGGAUUGUGACGAACGGUACCGUCUCGCACAAAUUGGAUGCUGCGUUGAACAAAUUCUAUGGUAACGCAUCGCUGCUCCCAUUCGUUGCCUUUGGAAUUCAGACGAUCUAACGUGAGGGUAGCCUGCAAGGACACCGCUGCGGGCGAGGAGAAUUUCUUCCUCAAGUGGGGAACCGCCAGCACUGAUAGCCAGCCGCCUGUCAACUGCCAAUCGACCCAGCUUGUCCAGAAUUUCAACGUCGAGGGUGGUGCGAAGGGCUCGGACGCAUAG
Molecule: messenger RNA, 698 nt
Organism: Lecanosticta acicola
Lineage: Eukaryota; Fungi; Ascomycota; Dothideomycetes; Mycosphaerellales; Mycosphaerellaceae
Source: the annotation of a GenBank genome assembly